AUGGUGAGGCUGGUGCUGCCCAACCCCGGCCUGGAGGCCCGGAUCCCGUCGCUGGGCGAGCUGGAGCGCAUCGAACAGGAGGAGAGCAGCUCGCGGCCCAAGUGGGACAACAAGGCGCAGUACAUGCUGACCUGCGUGGGCUUCUGCGUGGGCCUGGGCAACGUGUGGCGCUUCCCCUACCUGUGCCAGAGUCACGGCGGAGGAGCGUUCAUGAUUCCGUUCCUCAUCCUGCUGGUCCUGGAGGGGAUACCGCUGCUGCACCUGGAGUUUGCCAUCGGGCAGCGGCUGCGCAAGGGCAGCGUGGGCGUCUGGAGCGCCAUCCACCCGGCCCUCAAGGGCGUAGGCAUCGCGUCCAUGUUCGUGUCCUUCAUGGUGGGCCUCUACUACAACACCAUCAUCGCCUGGGUCAUGUGGUACUUCUUCAACUCCUUCCAGGAGCCGCUGCCUUGGAGCCAGUGUCCACUCAACGCCAACGAGACAGGUUACGUGGAGGAGUGUGCCCGCAGCUCCUCUGUGGACUACUUCUGGUACCGCGAGACCCUCAACAUCUCCACCUCCAUCGAUGACUCGGGCUCCGUGCAGUGGUGGAUCCUGCUGGCCCUGACGUGCGCCUGGAGCGUGCUCUACGUGUGCACCAUCCGGGGCAUCGAGACCACCGGGAAGGCCGUGUACAUCACAUCCACGCUGCCCUACGUUGUCCUGACCAUCUUUCUCAUCCGGGGCCUGACGCUGAAGGGAGCCACCAAUGGCAUUGUCUUCCUCUUCACGCCCAACGUCACGGAGCUGGCCAACCCGGUCACCUGGCUGGACGCAGGGGCCCAAGUCUUCUACUCCUUCUCCUUGGCCUUCGGGGGCCUCAUCUCCUUCUCCAGCUACAACCCUGUCCACAACAACUGCGAGAUGGACUCGGUCAUCGUGUCUGUGAUCAACGGCUUCACGUCCGUGUACGCGGCCACCGUUGUCUACUCCAUCAUUGGCUUCCGUGCCACCGAACGCUACGAUGACUGCUUCAGCACGAACAUCCUGACGCUCAUCAACGGGUUCGACUUGCCCGAAGGCAAUGUGACGCAGGAGAACUUUGCUGAGAUGCAGCAGUGGUGCAACGCCUCCGACCCCGUGGCCUACGCCAAGCUCAAGUUCCAGACCUGCGACAUGAACGCCUUCCUCUCAGAGGGCGUGGAGGGCACCGGGCUGGCCUUCAUCGUCUUCACCGAGGCCAUCACCAAGAUGCCAGUGGCGCCGCUCUGGUCCGUCCUCUUCUUCGUCAUGCUCUUCUGCCUGGGCCUGUCGUCCAUGUUCGGCAACAUGGAGGGUGUGAUCGUGCCCCUGCAAGACCUCAGAGUCAUCCCCAAGAAGUGGCCCAAGGAGCUGCUCACAGGCCUCAUCUGCCUGGGGAUGUACCUCAUCGCCUUCAUUUUCACACUGAACUCCGGCCAGUACUGGCUGUCUCUUCUGGACAGCUACGCGGGCUCCAUCCCCCUGCUCGUCAUCGCCUUCUUCGAGAUGUUCUCCGUGGUCUAUGUGUACGGCGUAGACAGGUUCAACAGGGACAUCGAGUUCAUGAUCGGCCACAAGCCCAACAUCUUCUGGCAGGUCACGUGGAGAGUGGUGAGCCCCCUGCUCAUGCUGGCCAUCUUCCUAUUCUUCUUCGUGAUCGAGGUCAGGGAGGAGCUGACAUACAACAUCUGGGACCCAGCCUAUGAGGAAUUUCCCAAAUCCAAGGAGAUCAAGUACCCGGGCUGGGUGUAUGCCGUGGUGGUCAUUGUUGCUGGGGUCCCCUGCUUGGUCAUCCCCUGCUUCGCCAUCUACAAGCUCAUCAGGAACCUCUUCCAGAGGCCAGGGGACCAGCGGGCACUUGUCAGCGCAGUGUCUGCGGCCUCAGUGAACGGUGACCUGUGGUCCUAG
Molecule: messenger RNA, 1905 nt
Organism: Rangifer tarandus platyrhynchus (Svalbard reindeer)
Lineage: Eukaryota; Metazoa; Chordata; Mammalia; Artiodactyla; Cervidae
Source: the annotation of a GenBank genome assembly